Spirometra erinaceieuropaei is the source of this 528-nucleotide messenger RNA. The record is from the annotation of a GenBank genome assembly. NCBI's taxonomy places the organism in Eukaryota, Metazoa, Platyhelminthes, Cestoda, Diphyllobothriidea, Diphyllobothriidae.
AUGGUGUGUCAGCUCCACGAGGUGAUGAUGGCGCGUGUCACGGACAGCGGGACCGUCUCCGAAGCACUUGCAGUAACCAAUGUAGUGAGGCGGGGCUACAUACUCACCCCAACCCUCCUCAGUUUCAUGUUUUCUGUCAUGCUGGCGGACGCCUAUCAUGAUGAACCUGGGAUCCGCAUCGCCUACAGGACUGGCGGCCAUAUUCUCAACAGCCCGCGCAUGCGGGCCCCAACGUCCCCUAGUCACAGCCUACUCUUCGCUAACAACUGCACAAUCCACACCAAGACAGAAGCUAACAUGCAGCAGAGCAUAGGACUCUUCGCCUACGGUUGCGCCAACUUCGGGCUGACCAUCAACAUGGACAAAACGCCGGUCAUGCAUCAAUCGUCACUCAACGCUGCAUGCAGUGUUCUUCACAUCCACGUCAACGGCACCCAACUGAAGACCGUGGACAAAUUCGCCUACCUAAGCCGCACACUAUCAAGCUGUUUCAAAAUGUACGGCGAAGUGGCUGACCGGAUUUCCUAA